AUGUCCUGCUCAUACGACUUGUGCGUGGCCCGGCCACUGCUCAAGGACGCAUGUAAGGCUAUCUUAUCUACCAUUCUUUUCCACAGACUUAUUGGCACAAAUGUCCCCCAAACGCGUAACGUUUUUGGGCCCAGCUCCGGAUCCGGCCAACGUAAUGACGCCGCCAUAGAAGACUCAACACCGGUCGCAUACCCAGCUCUUAGCGAUCCCCACGUCGAUGCGCUUAUUGAAGAAUGUGUUUCACGUGCAGAAAAUCUUGCAGCUACAAAUAUAACAACCACACCUCGAACACAAAAAAUCCUUUGUACCAUCCAAUUAAGGUUCCUCAGACAACCUGUGCUGCCAGAUACUCCAGCGACAGAGCAGGUUGGACGUGUUGUUGUGGAGGACCGGCCGGAUGCUGCAGAGGUUGCAGAUUCGUGGGAGCUUUGGGCCAUUCGCAUUUUAGAAUACGCGACUUCAAAACCUCCAAAUGAUAAAGUUCAUAUUGCUAGAGCUGUUACCCAAGUCAAAUCAAUUCUUACAAACAUUGUUUCACGAGCUUGUGCCCAGCGGGCUCAGAUCCCGGCAAUUGUAACAGUAGCAGUGGCACCAUUUGCUUAUACUUUGGCCGUGAUCCCUGGUGAAAUACCCGAGUAUUCUGUUGGCGCCGAGCGUAGCGGGAACUGA
This is a messenger RNA of Magnusiomyces paraingens, 669 nucleotides long. RefSeq lists its product as uncharacterized. The transcript is spliced from 2 exons. Lineage: Eukaryota; Fungi; Ascomycota; Dipodascomycetes; Dipodascales; Dipodascaceae. The record is from RefSeq and is a predicted model, not a curated record. Gene Ontology annotation, biological process: autophagy. The coding region runs from base 1 to 669 and encodes 222 amino acids.